UUUACAACAAGUUUUCCAAGUUUCUUUAUACAUUCAUUUUUUUUUAGCUUAAGAAGAGAAUUUAUUAAAACUAUAACAACAAUAACAAUAAGAUCAAAGGAAGAGGAAAAAAAAAAUUAUUAUUAUUUAUAAAAAAAAAAAAAAAAAAAAGAAAGAAAAUGGGAAGAGCUCCUUGUUGUGAUAAGGUUGGUCUUAAGAAGGGUCCAUGGACUCCUGAAGAAGAUCAAGUUUUGAUCAAUUUUAUUCAUCUUUAUGGCCAUAGCAAUUGGCGUGCCCUCCCUAAACAAGCUGGAUUAUUAAGAUGUGGGAAAAGUUGUAGACUGAGAUGGAUAAAUUAUCUAAAACCCGAUAUCAAAAGAGGAAAUUUCUCAAGAGAAGAAGAGGAUACUAUUAUUCAACUCCAUGAAAUGAUGGGCAAUAGAUGGUCAGCCAUAGCGGCUAGACUACCAGGAAGAACAGACAAUGAAAUAAAAAACGUAUGGCACACCCACUUGAAGAAAAGGCUUAACCAAAACCAACCCAAAAAGCCUCGAAAAACCCGUGGCAUUAAUGUCAACAACAUUACAACAACAACAACGACGGCCGAAUCAAAUUGGAGUUCUCCCCAAGAAUCUUACACUACAAGUGAAGACUUUUCUUCCAGCGCAAAUGAGGUUUCAAGUGUUGAUUUGUCAACAAACGACACAGCAGCCCCGACCCAAAGCUCGGAUAAUUCAAUGGAUUAUAACCCAAUAAUUGAUGACUCAUUUUGGGAGUCUUCAUUUGAUUAUAACGCGUUUUCAGAACUUUUGGAUUUUGAUUACGAAUCUCUACAUGAAGUAAAACAAGAAACACCAGAAACAGUAGAUUACUGUGAAAAUAACAAUAACAAUGGUGGGCUACAAUAUUGUGGAGACGAAAACAUGGAGUUUUGGUUAGAUGUGUUCGUUCAAGCUAGUGGAGAAUCUGAAUUGCCUGAAUUUUGAACAUCUUUUUCAUUUCACAUGCAAAUAACAAUCAAAAGGGGCGGCUGUGACAAAAGUAUUACUUACAGAAUAUACAUUAACUAUUUGAGCUAAUGAUCUUUUAGUGGAAUUUACUCUUCCUUUUGUUUGUUGGUUACUUGAUUCUUCUCUAAGAUAAUAACGAGAAAAAUAUUCUUUUUUUGUCAAGUAUUUUACGUGUUAGAAUGAAGAACUAUGUUUCAAAACAGUACAAAUCUAAUAUUAGUUCCUUAUGUUAUGAAUGGUAUGUGUGACUUGAGUGCACAUUUAAAAUGUGUAUUCAUGUGUGUGACUCUUGGUUUGUGGAAUCCAAAAGGGUGUAAUUAUGUAAAAAGUAUUCAUGAAAAUUAUUGGUGUUAAUGAAGAUUAAUGAAGAAGUAGAAAGGAUUUGAUUUA
Molecule: messenger RNA, 1379 nt
Organism: Amaranthus tricolor (Joseph's coat)
Lineage: Eukaryota; Viridiplantae; Streptophyta; Magnoliopsida; Caryophyllales; Amaranthaceae
Product: transcription factor MYB14-like
Exons: 3
Coding region: 159-965 (268 amino acids)
Source: RefSeq, a predicted model, not a curated record